UGCGUGGCCUAUGUUGUCAGGAGUGACGUGUCCCGGUGACAGGCUGGCAGGAAGUGGCCGAGUUGUCUGUAGCCGGGGUCGGAGAUGCUGAAGAAGUUCGAUAAGAAGGACGAGGAGUCCGGUGGUGGCUCCAAUCCUUUCCAGCACCUUGAAAAGAGCGCGGUCCUCCAGGAGGCUCGUCUGUUUAACGAGACUCCAAUCAACCCCCGAAAAUGUGCUCAUAUCCUGACCAAGAUACUCUACCUGAUCAACCAGGGUGAGCACAUGGGUGCUACAGAAGCAACAGAAGCCUUCUUCGCUAUGACCAAGCUGUUCCAGUCCAAUGACCCCACACUGCGCAGGAUGUGCUACCUCACCAUAAAGGAGAUGGCCACCAUUUCUGAGGACGUUAUCAUUGUCACCAGCAGUUUAACCAAAGACAUGACGGGAAAAGAAGACAGUUACAGAGGUCCGGCCGUAAGAGCGCUGUGUAAGAUCACAGAUAGCACCAUGCUGCAGGCCAUCGAGCGCUACAUGAAACAGGCCAUUGUGGACAAGGUGCCCAGCGUAUCCAGCUCUGCCCUGGUCUCCUCUCUGCACCUGUUGAAGACCAGUUUUGAUGUCGUAAAGCGCUGGGUUAAUGAGGCCCAAGAAGCUGCAUCCAGUGAUAACAUCAUGGUGCAGUAUCACGCUCUUGGAUUGCUGUACCACGUACGUAAAAACGACCGCCUGUCUGUCAACAAGAUGCUGAGUAAGUUCAUGCGUCACGGGCUGAAGUCGCCUUUCGCUUACUGCAUGAUGAUCCGGGUGGCCAGCAAGCUGUUAGAAGAGGAGGAUGGAAACCGGGAAAGUCCUUUGUUUGAUUUCAUCGAGAGCUGCCUGAGAAACAAACAUGAAAUGGUCGUUUAUGAAGCUGCCUCCGCCAUCGUCAACCUUCCCUCCUGCACCGCUAAGGAGCUGGCACCCGCCGUGUCCGUAUUACAGCUCUUCUGCAGUUCCCCCAAAGCUGCCCUUCGCUAUGCCGCUGUCAGGACCCUUAACAAGGUGGCCAUGAAACAUCCAUCAGCUGUAACGGCCUGCAACCUGGACCUGGAAAAUCUGGUAACGGAUUCGAACCGCAGUAUCGCUACCUUGGCCAUUACCACGCUGCUGAAGACAGGAAGUGAGAGCAGUAUUGACCGGCUCAUGAAACAGAUCUCAUCCUUCAUGUCAGAAAUCUCAGACGAGUUCAAGGUGGUUGUUGUACAGGCGAUCAGCGCUCUGUGUCACAAGUAUCCUCGCAAACAUGCCGUCAUGAUGAACUUCUUGUUCACUAUGCUUCGUGAAGAGGGUGGGUUUGAAUACAAGCGGGCCAUAGUAGAUUGUAUCAUCAGCAUCAUUGAGGAGAAUCCAGAGAGCAAGGAGACAGGGCUGUCGCACCUCUGUGAGUUCAUAGAGGAUUGCGAGUUCACUGUCCUGGCCACCCGCAUCCUUCACCUGCUGGGACAGGAGGGACCAAGGACCGCCAACCCGUCUAAGUACAUCCGAUUUAUCUACAAUCGGGUCAUCCUGGAGAAUGAGGAGGUUCGAGCAGGCGCUGUCAGUGCUCUAGCCAAAUUCGGCGCCCAAAACGAAGAUGUGCUGCCCAGCAUCUUGGUACUAUUAAGAAGGUGUAUGAUGGAUGAUGACAAUGAAGUGAGGGACCGAGCAACAUUCUAUCUAAACAUCCUGGAACAAAAACAGAAAGCCCUCAACUCUUCCUAUAUCCUAAAUGGGUUAACAGUGUCCAUCCCUGGGCUGGAACGGGCAUUGCAGCAGUACACCCUGGAGCCUUCAGAGAAGCCAUUUGACCUCAAGUCUGUGCCACUGGCCACAGCACCAAUGUCAGAGCAGCGAACAGAAAAUGUGCCUACUGCAACGGUAAAACAGCCAGAGAAAGUGGUGUCAGCAAGACAAGAGAUAUUCCAAGAGCAACUUGCAGCUGUGCCGGAAUUUAAAAGCCUUGGACCGUUGUUUAAGUCUUCUGCAGAACCCGUCGCCCUCACGGAAUCUGAGACGGAAUAUGUGGUUCGCUGUACAAAACACACUUUCGCUAAUCACUUAGUUUUCCAGUUUGAUUGUACCAACACACUGAACGACCAGAUCCUGGACAACGUCACUGUACAGAUGGAGCCCACAGAGGGAUAUGAGGUCCUUUCUUACACCCCUGUAAAAUCGCUGUCCUACAACCAGCCGGGAACAUGUUACACUCUGACCUCUAUUCCCGAGGAUGAUCCCGCCGCAUAUUCCUGCACAUUCAGCUGCAUGCUGAAGUUCACAGUGAAGGAUUGUGACCCCAAUACAGGAGAGGCAGAAGACGAGGGCUAUGAUGAUGAGUAUGUGCUUGAAGAUGUUGAAGUGACAGUAGUGGACCACAUACAGAAAGUUCUGAAGCCCAACUUUGGUGCUGCUUGGGAGGAGGUGGGAGACGAUUUUGAAAAGGAGGAAACUUUUAACUUAUCCACCAUCAAAUCGCUAGACGAUGCAGUAGGAAACGUGAUAAAAUUCCUGGGAAUGCAGCCCUGCGAGAGGUCGGAUAAAGUACCUGAAAACAAAAAUGCGCACUCGCUGUACCUGGCAGGUGUGUUUCGAGGGGGCCAUGAUAUUUUGGUACGAGCAAAGCUGGUUCUGACAGAUACUGUAACGAUGCAAGUCACAGCCCGCAGCAAAGAGGAGUAUCCAGUAGAUGCCAUCAUGGCAUCUGUCGGUUAAUCGCAACAACAGCACUACAUAAUGAAAGGGAUUCUCCCGUCUUGUAUAUUUUCUCAUCAAACUGAGGGAGCCUGGAGAUUACGGGAACACUACGGCCUCAUAAGAUUUCCGAUUUAUUCCUCUUACUAAAUUGCUCCCAUCUGUUACUUUCUCUGAAGCAGUCUUUGGCAACCUCUGCCCCCCCCCCCCAUACAGUUCCCAUACAGCCCCCCAUACAGGUGUUGCACAGUCACCAGAAGUCCCAGCAUGCUCUGGCUGCCUGGCUUGGUCAGAGGCGAGUUAUUGGUUACAAAAGACUGCCGCAAAAGAAUGCGGUGUGCCGUUCACACCGCAGAUAGCCAAUCAAAAAAUUUGUGUCCGUUCCUAUAGAUGUGGGUGCGCGAUUUUGCCAUCUAGGGAGGUCUCUGAUAGAACUUCUUCAUUUUAUAUUCAGUUAAGUUUUAUAAAAAAAAAAAUCAUCAUUCUCUUCCCCUUGGUCCUGUCUAAAUUAUUAAAAAAAUUCUAAGCACCAAGUUUCUUGUAUAAUUCCUCCCCCCCCCCCC
Rana temporaria (common frog) is the source of this 3251-nucleotide messenger RNA. It is a transcript of the gene COPG1, whose product is annotated as COPI coat complex subunit gamma 1. Lineage: Eukaryota; Metazoa; Chordata; Amphibia; Anura; Ranidae. The transcript is spliced from 24 exons. Gene Ontology annotation, biological process: protein secretion; endoplasmic reticulum to Golgi vesicle-mediated transport; organelle transport along microtubule. The record is from RefSeq and is a predicted model, not a curated record. The coding region runs from base 85 to 2709 and encodes 874 amino acids. Gene Ontology annotation, cellular component: COPI vesicle coat; endoplasmic reticulum; endoplasmic reticulum-Golgi intermediate compartment. Gene Ontology annotation, molecular function: structural molecule activity.